CUCUGCUUCCACGGCAUUCAGGGCUUCGGUUUCGGCCUCUACAUUGCCAGGUACCAGGAGUGGAUCGCAGAGAGCGGCGGCUGCUUCCACGACAGCGAGCGCGGCCUAGGAUGUGCAUUCCCUCGGAAGGCGCGCAAGAUCGAGAGCUGGGACCAGAUCUUCAUCGAGUACGAGACGCAGACCUUCUACACGGCAGCGGACUGGGUGGACCCGUGCAAGCAAUUCUGGAAGUGCAACCAGACGGAUGAGGACUGGGGGCUCGGGGAGGUGGGGUUCGCCAUCCCAAAGCUAAGGCCGGACCUCACGUUCGACGACGCGCGGUUCGACGCGAAGUACCAGGAAACGCACACCGUGAGCGACAAUUUCAGCCAGCAGAGGAGCGUGCCGCGGCCAAUCCAAGCCGGCAGCGAUCCAGCGGCAGCCGCGGCCAACGGCGGCAACCAGGAGGUGAAGCAGGAGCAGGAGGCCUGUGACCGGACCGAGACAGCUCUUGUGCAGGAGACGAUCGAGACGGCGAUCGGAGCUAAGCAGGCAGUGAACAUCCAAGCCCAGUGGCAGCAUCGGCUCAUCCUCAGGCAGCUGAAUCUAGGCCCAGGCUCGGUGGUGGUAAUAGGCUCGGUCUACAUGACGCACAGCAUGGGCAUCGUGGACGACAACGAGGUGCUCGCUACCUUCAAGCAUGAAAUGAAGGCCCUGGACGAUGCCCCGCUCGACCCGCACACACCUGUGACGGUGGAGUUUGAAGGCCCGUGGCACAGGCCCUACGUGCGGGAGCAGUUGAGCUUCGACGACAAGAUCAAGCAGCGGCACCAGGCGGCGGAGAGGCAAGCCUGCACGAUCUUCGACAUCCCGAGCGACAAGGAAGGGGACUCCUGCGGCAGGGCGAAGGGCCUCAAGAGGCGCAGAGCAGCCAUGCUCGACAAGGUCCAGGAGCUCACGACCUACACCGACACGUGCGACACGAUGGCCUGGAGAUCGUUUGCCAGGAUGUUGGGGGGGGGGCUCUGCGGCUGGGCACCAGGCCAGCAGACCGCCGAUCCCACCGGCCUGGCGGCGGUGGCUUGGCGGCCCAAGAAGCAGUUCAGGGAGCAGCAUCGCCGAGGGCUGGAAGCGAAGCUGCAGGAGCUACCCGAUCCCAUCACGUCCACGGAGGUGCUGGAGACCAAGGAUGCGGCGGCCAAGUACCAGGACUGGAAGUCCUUCUGCACGAAGGCGCUCGCCGGCAACUGCAAGAUCGCCCACGCAGUCAUCGAGCCUCGGCUACGAGAAGACACGCCAGCACUUCCAGCAGCGGAGCAGAUCCUGGACGAUUGGAACCUGCUGCGAGUGGCAGAGUCCAGGCAGAACGACCCACACCCAGCGACCUGGAAGGCCGAGUGGAAGCUGAACCCCGUUUUGGCGGAGGACUUCCUGGGAGUGCUGCCGUCCUUCCCCAGCAAGACGGCGCUGGGCCGGGACUCCCUACAUCCUCGGCCCUUCGGGAAGAUGCCCAGGGAGAUCCUUCAGCGAGCGGCCGACAUCCUCAGCAGCCGGGAGCAGCAGGCAGAGGCUUCGCCCCUGCCGACGAUCACCCAUGCUUCCCUGCCGAGACCGACGGGCGGCACGCGCCCGAUCGGCCUGAGGUGCACGCUGGCACGCCCUGUGGAGCAGGAUCCGCCAGCGCACGGCCCGACAGUGGGAGCAGGGUGUCGAUGCUUCACGGUCCUGGGGGCAGGGCACGGCGACAGCAGCACGCCGAGCCAGCUGCGUGCACAGCCUGCCUCUGUGCUGUGCCAGGGCAAGAGUGGCCCCACGGAGGCCAGCGGCACCAUCGUGGCGGGACGCAGCUGUGCGACGGGGAUCUCCAAGUUGAUGAUGCUGGCGCUGCUCAGGGACAUGGCCACCUCCAUCCCUCCCUGCCGCAGCAUCAACCUCAUAGAUGACCUCACCUCGCACGUGGUAGGCGGGCACCCCACCUCGGUCAGGCACUCCAUCCAGGCUCACAGGAAGGUUGCCCGGUACAUGGCCCAGGUUCACCUCCCCAUCAACUGGGGCAAGACCAGGUUCAUGACCUCCAACCCCAAGGCCCUGCAGGUGUUCCUUGAGGACCCCGACUGGGACUUGACCUUGGACCAGCACGUGGAUGCUCACAAGGAUCUCGGAGGGGACUCCAGUAACGGGAAACAGCGCAGGCCCCCCACAGUGCUCCAGAGGGCUUCCGAGGCCAAGAAGAUGACCAGCAAGUUAUCUCGUCUGGGAACGGGGGCGGCGAUUUCAAGGGUUUGCAGAACGGGGCCUCUGGCAAAGGCCAUCUGGGGAUCGUCAAUCAACGGCCUCGCGGACACGGCCAUCAGGAAGCUACGAGUUCAGGCGGCCACAGCAGCUGGGCCCGUUCAUCCAGGAUGUGCUCUCGGUUUCCGUUUCCUGCUCGACCGCUUCUUGGCCAGGAAGGACCCCCUCGAAGUCACCACGGUCCAAGUGGCCAAGGAUUUCGUAAAUAUAAUUUGUAACCGCCAGGUGUCUUGGGAUGUGAUCCAGGCCAGCUCCCAGGACGGCCUCGAGGUUCUCCGCUCUCGCAAUCGCUGGCUCAAGGUGAAGCACCCCAUCGCAGCGUUGACGGUCAGCCUCGACAGGAUAGGCUAG
Molecule: messenger RNA, 2622 nt
Organism: Prorocentrum cordatum
Lineage: Eukaryota; Dinophyceae; Prorocentrales; Prorocentraceae
Source: the annotation of a GenBank genome assembly